UGCGAAUUCCGAUUUUGUGAAUAAGAAGCGAACGACAGUCGCACUCUUGCCAAAUGACACUGCGGCAGAAUCUUUCCUUGAGGACCUGAAAACCUCAGGCACGAGCCCCCUGUCCCAGUAUGCUGCCACACUACGCCAGAGAGCCCAGGAAAGGAGCGGCGCUUUGACUGAAUCCAGUGUGCUCAUUGGAGAUAAAUCAUCCAAAUUCGGGAGCAAGAUAUCAAGUGACGAUGAUGAGCAUGAUGAUUCUGACAUGGAAGAAAAUGCCAGUGCUAUGCUCUCUGAUCACUAUUCCAAGCAACAGAAAAGUGUCGACAAGAAGAGAAGUACUACUAAGCACACAGAAGAUAUGGCUUUGGAUGAAGAUAUCGUUGAGGACUUGGUUCUCAGCUCUGAUGAAGAUGCUCCGUUGAGUGACAGUCCCGAUGAAGAUGACAAUGAUGAUGAGCCUGAAGAUGACCAGCAGGAACGGAGCAGCAGCAAGAAACGGAAACAUGGUGUGGAUAUGCACAAAGGGAAGCAAAACGGUGGAAAUAGAAAGUCGAAGAAGAGGAGGAAGACACACGGUAGGUAAAACAUACAUCAUCGUUGCAGAUGUUUGGAUGUUUUUGGAGAAGAAGAAAUCUGAAUUAAACUAAUAUCGAAAAUGCAUUCGAUUAUGAAUGUGGUUUGUGUUUUGGAGGGAGUUGGUAAGCAAAUGUUUUUUGAAUGUGAUCAAACAGAACUAGUUGUGUAGUACUCAAUAUUGAUUAUGGAUUUUGAGAUUUUAGGAGAUUUUGUAAAUAGGAUUGGAUGAAUAGAGCUGUGUCCAAUUCUAUAUGAUUUAAUUGUAUCAAAAAAUUGAUAGAUUUGUAGAAAAUCAGUUUUGAGUUUGCAUG
Messenger RNA from Salvia hispanica, 878 nucleotides. The record is from RefSeq and is a predicted model, not a curated record. NCBI's taxonomy places the organism in Eukaryota, Viridiplantae, Streptophyta, Magnoliopsida, Lamiales, Lamiaceae.